AUGGAGAGCUACGAAAAGCCCCGGCCGCUACUGCAGCGCCCAGAGAGUUCUGGCAUUGAUGUGAUAGAUUUCUCCUUCAGCAAGCCCGUCUCACACAAGCCCUCGUACUCGCGAAACCUGACCAAGCAACCUACCAUCCCCCAUCCUGCAAUUGAUAAUGCCCGAUCUUCAAGAGAACCGAUGGGAGAGGAGGGAGGUCGCAACCAUCAACUGACCAGGCCAGACACCCCUCUCAAUCCUCGUAGCCUUGGGAAAGCAGGAAUCUCGAAGCCACCAAUCCCUGCGAGACAACCUGUGUUUCCUCAGCCACCAAGUCGACUAUCGGAAGCAGCUGAACCCAACAAAGACAGCGGCAGUCGGCCUACGCCUGGAGAUGUAGAGCAACCGAGUUUCGGACAGGAACAGGCGAUGAAUGUUUCCCAGCGGAACGAGCCCACCGAGGCUGAUAACCCUAGAGAGACUAUUGGCCCUGCGGGAAGGGCCGUUGACCCGAGUCAGGAGCGUGUGGUUGACAUCGAGAAGACGGGUGAACUUGACCCUGCCUUACCCGAACCACCCCAGGUGCAACAGCCUCACAGAGAGAGGCAAGAAAUUCCGGAGAACCCAUCCUCUCGUCUGCCACUCAGGCCUAUACACAAUCAGCUUCAAGUGUCGAAGCGACGCCGUGCCCCUGAGAAGGAAGCAUCUUCCAAGCAACAGGCACCGCUCGUUGGUGGGAAGAAUGGCGUUCAGCUCAGUGAGGAUGAUCUAUUCGAGCUUCUCAUCACAAGAAUGAGACAGCGAGAGGAAAGCGAACAAGCGGCUGCAGUUAUCCAACGGCAAGUCACGAAUGAGAACAUUGGCUUAAAGGAAGAGAAUCUUAAUCUGCAGGACCGGCUCCAGAAAUGCCAAGAACAGCUCGCCAAAACAUCAUCUGAGUCAAGAUCUCAGCGCGCACAAAUAGACAAGUGGAAGGCAAAACUUGGCACAUUCAAAGGUGUCCUUAGCGAACUCGGCCGUGAAUACGGUGCAGUCCGGGAGCAAGCCAAAGAAUUGAAAGAAGCCACUAUGUCUCUCGAUAGAGAGAAAAGCGAGAUCCAAUACAGUUUGGACGAGAUCAGGUUGAAAGUUUCGAAUAGUGAAGAAACCAUUCAAGACCAACGCAAAAGACUGUCAAUUUCCGAGGAAACAGUUGCCAGCCUGAGGGAAGCCUUGAACCAUUCAGAGAAAAGAGGCGAUUUAAUCAAGACCCAGCUAUCCAACGAGAAAAAGCGAAUCGCAACUCUAGAAGCCUACAUCCAAAAUGAGUCUCAGAGCCAGUCGCGAUACUUGGCCCUUAUCAGAAACGACCAGCGCAAGAUGGCUGAAAAAAUUGACUCAGCUUGCGAGCUAUUCACCACAUCUUGCUUCAAAUCUCAGGAGAGUAUCCUGUCGAAGCUGAGUCCGGAGCUUGAACAUUGUCUCGCUUCAGUUCAAGGGUUGAAAGAACAGUGCUCUGCCGAGACUAUGAAUGUCCAAGACUUCACCAACAGCGUUCAUGAGGCAACAUCUCGUUUCACCUCCUUGGCUGGACAGGUCGCAAGCGACGUCGACCGAAGCACGGAAAUGAGCAAAAAUGUGUUUCAAGCCCUCCAAGAAGCCCUUCAAGCGAUUGAAGGCAACCUCGGUCCGUAUUCGACAAUUUUCAAACAGCUUGCUAAUAGCGAGAGUUGCUACGGAAAUUUGCAACAACAACUUCAGAUUCUUGGGCCAAUCCUCGGCAGUCUCGGUGAUUCUAUCAAGGCCGUGGGAAUAACAGAAAAAGACCUUGCACGCGGUUUAGAAACGUUCACUCAGAAGCUUUCCGAAGCUCAAAUUCCAGCAGGAAACCCUGUUCUGGAGAAGGAGGUUUCCAGCAAAUUUGCUGAAAAUACGCAGUUGCAACUUCAACUGCAAGAAGUCUCGAUUGAGGUUGAGUCUCUUCGAAAGCAACUUACAAACAAAUCAUCUGAGAACCAACAUCUUCAGCACGCUUUAACCGAGACUGUUACUAAUGAACAAGCAUCCAGGACUCACAAUGCUCGGCUGGAGAUUGAGAAGACGGCCUUGCGAGGUGAGCUUCAAUUGCUCGAACAAAGAAUCCGAGAAGAGUUGGGUGCCGCAAGCAUCAAAUUGCAGGGCCAGAUGAAAUCUAAAUUCGAAGAACAAGUCCAAGGUCUUGAGACAGAAAAGGCGAGGUUUGAAAUAGACCUCAACAACCUCCAGGUGCAGCUUGCAAAUGUCCAAAGCUCUUUGACCGAAACCAAGAAGGCAGCUGAGGAUGAGCGACUGGAAAAGACCUCCAUGGCCCAGGAAUCACAGAAACGAAUCGAGGAGCUGAAUAUUUCUUGCUCAAAAUACAUCGCAGAGGCCAAAGCUAAUGAGGUUGAAACAAACUUAUUGAAGAGCUCCGAAGCGGGUCUCUUGGCGGAAAAGGGGAGGCUCCUUGAACAGCUCGAACAAGCGAAAGGAAAGACCACCGAGCUUGAAGCGAGCCUGGGGCUGAAGAUCGAGUCUGUAACGCUGAAAGAGAAAGCAAUACAGGAAGCAGAAAAAAAGGCCGAGGUGCUUGAGCUCGAGACAGCCCAGAAGAAUGAAGAGCUUGCAGCGACGAAAGAAAAUCUCGCUAUGCUCAAAGCACGAUCAUCAGCUUUGGAGAAGGUCGGGGAGGAAGCCGAUGCUGAAAUAAUUUCACUCCUCCGCCGGGCCCAGGAGGCUGAAAGUUGGCAAGCGACCAUAAGAGAAGGGUUUGCGAAGGUAAUCGAGGUACAUCCUGAUGAGCCUUUCGAGCAAACAUGGCAGAAACUGGAAGACAUCAUUCAGUCCUCGCUUGCUCGGCCGUCCAUCACUAGUGAUACGUCUUGCACCAAGCCUCACGGUACGGGAAAUAUGGAGGCGACUGAAGGCAGCAAUCUUGCACUGGAGCCAAGAGAGGGGAAACACGACAAUAUCUUCGAGACGAAUGAAUCAGCCAAGGGGGCUCUCAAGACUGCUGGGAACAUGCAGGCAGAUGGAUCUCUAGCACCAAAGAUUUGUAGCCCCCCAAAGGCUUUGAAACAUGGUGAUUGUGUCGACUCUCUACCGAAAUUCCCUGCUGGUCACGGUCAUAUUGUUCCUUUUUCAAGUCUGCAUGACAGACUUUCACGGGAAAAUAGCCUGUCACUUUUCAAUGAUCCAGCUGAGCUCGAAAUGCUCUUUAUGUCAACUCCAGAUCUCCCGGGAGGGUUGGUGCCAGAUGAUGCCCCCAAGAAAGCUCAUGAGCACCCAAAGAUUCCAGCUGAGCCUCUGAAAACGAAUCGAGAUCUCAAUGAACCUAACCCUGUUCUCGGGAUGCAAGCUUCCGGCGCUGAUGACGGCAAAAGCGAGAGACCCCAGUCGGCUCUUGAAAAAACUGACAGUUCGUUUGUGGAUAAAUCAGCCAAGAAUGAACAGCCCAACACCAAGCGUAAAGUAGUCAGCUUCGAGGGGACGCGCGUUAUCACCCAAACAGAGGUUGGCAGAGCGAGACGAAUGUCAGACGCAACCGACAACAGCUCUGGAAGAGAGUCCGAAAGUAAGGAAGUAAAGAGAACGCAGCAACGGACUUACAGCCGUCUUCGCCAGUCUGUGGCACAAGAGGAAACUUCAAUUGAGAAGACUACAGGGAUGGGAAAGUCUCAACGGGGCUCAAUGGACACGGAGCGAUCUUCAAAUGCAAACCCAAGGCCACCGAAGAGACCGCGAAAUGCAGCCGAUGGCCCGGAACGACGACUGAGUCCGAAGGGUUUGGCUUCAGGUAGCAGCAGGGGAAACACAGCCGGCCAAGCUAGCACUAUGCGAGGCCGAGGUAAGCGCCGCACUCGAGGUAAGAUGCUUGAUGCUUUUCCAAGGCAGCCCCAGUUAACGGCUAGAAGGAGACCGCUACAAUCAGCGCUUCAGCCAAAGACGCCGGCUGAGCAGUUGAACGUGAAGUGA
This is a messenger RNA of Penicillium samsonianum, 3951 nucleotides long. RefSeq lists its product as uncharacterized. NCBI's taxonomy places the organism in Eukaryota, Fungi, Ascomycota, Eurotiomycetes, Eurotiales, Aspergillaceae. Bases 1 to 3951 code for a protein of 1316 amino acids. The record is from RefSeq and is a predicted model, not a curated record. The transcript is spliced from 5 exons.